Arachis ipaensis is the source of this 1838-nucleotide messenger RNA. RefSeq names its product RING/U-box superfamily protein. Gene Ontology annotation, biological process: positive regulation of ERAD pathway. Gene Ontology annotation, molecular function: ubiquitin protein ligase activity. NCBI's taxonomy places the organism in Eukaryota, Viridiplantae, Streptophyta, Magnoliopsida, Fabales, Fabaceae. The record is from RefSeq and is a predicted model, not a curated record.
GAGGAGGAGGAGGAGGAACGGGACCAUCGCCUUCGUCUUCGUCUUCGUCUUCCUCUUUGGUUUCUUCGUCGUCUUCGUCAUUGUCGUCUUCUAAUUCUAGAAGGUUCGGAACUAUUUCUCCCUCUAACAUCAUUAACGCACCGCUGUCGCUAUUAUUGGAAUAUUCAGGGAUUCUUCGCAACAAUAACAACACCACCACCACCAGGUCGAAUUUCAAUAACCACGAACCUAACCCUAACCCUAAUUCCGAGCCUUCCGUAAAUGACGGCGAGUUAUCGAUCAGGAUCAUUAGUCCUUCCGAACACGAUAAUCACGAUAAUCAUCGUCACAGGGAGGAGCAACCUUCGUCUUCUGGUGGGGGUGGUUUGGUUGUGGGGCUUCCUCACGAUGAGGGUGGGUCCGUUAUGCCCAAUUCGAGCACCGGAGACACCGGGAUUGGGAACGGGAAUGGGAUUGGAAACGGCGACGCGGGGACCGGCGGUGAGGGGGGCGGCAAUGGGAGGGAUUCUUCUUACCAGAGGUAUGAUAUUCAGCAUGCUGCAAGGUGGGUGGAGCAGGUUCUUCCGUUCUCUUUGCUCCUCUUGGUGGUCUUCAUCCGCCAGCAUUUACAAGGGUUUUUUGUUACAAUUUGGAUUGCGGCUGUCCUUUUCAAGUCGAAUGACAUUCUAAGAAAACAAACAGCUCUGAAGGGAGAGAGGAAAAUACCUAUUCUCAUUGGGAUUUCUGUUGCAUUUUCACUUCAUGUGAUUAGCAUCUAUUGGUGGUAUCAGAAUGAUGAUCUGAUGUAUCCGCUGGUCAUGCUUCCUCCGAGAGAGAUACCGCCUUUCUGGCAUGCAAUUUUCAUCAUCAUGGUUAAUGACACUUUGGUCCGCCAGGCUGCAAUGGUAUUCAAGUGUAUAUUGUUGAUCUAUUACAAGAACAGCAGAGGCCGAAAUUAUCGUAGGCAGGGGCAAAUGCUGACUCUAGUUGAGUACCUUCUUUUGCUAUACCGUGCCUUGCUGCCGACACCGGUUUGGUAUCGUUUCUUUCUAAACAAAGAAUAUGGAAGCCUUUUUUCAUCAUUGAUGACAGGACUGUAUCUAACAUUUAAGCUCACAUCCGUGGUUGAAAAGGUGCAAGCCUUCUUUGCUGCAGUGAAGGCAUUGUCACGGAAAGAAGUUCAUUAUGGUUCUUAUGCAACAUCAGAGCAGGUGAUUGCGGCUGGUGAUCUUUGUGCUAUUUGUCAAGAGAAGAUGCAUGCUCCAAUAUUACUUCGUUGUAAACACAUCUUCUGUGAAGAUUGUGUAUCAGAGUGGUUUGAGAGGGAAAGGACCUGCCCAUUGUGCAGGGCUUUGGUAAAACCAGCAGACUUGAGGUCAUUUGGUGAUGGUUCUACUAGUUUAUUCUUCCAGUUAUUCUAAGAUAUUAUAAAUACAAGCCAGGAUGUUUUUCUGCUAUGAAGCUUUUUACAUUUUUGAAAGAAGCAACCUUGAUAUAUAUACACCAACAACACAUGUAAAAUUUCGCUGGAGGCAUUCGUGGUUACACUUUGAGAACGUCGAAUGCGGAUGAGUCGCAUUGAACUGGUCGCAUCAUGUUCAUAUAAUGUACUAGUAAGAGGUUAAGUGUAUCUUCUAAUGACCCUGUAAGCUAGAGGAAGUUCAUUGUAAGUCUUUGACUCUUCAUUAAGAAAUGAAGGUCUAUUUCUGCAGUUUCUGCCAUAUAUAGUGUAAAAGUGACAAAUAUUUCCGAAUGUGGUUUAUGAAACACACCCGCAAGGAGUGUUGCUUCACUUCACACAAUCUUUGUGUAGUUUUAUGUUUUUGUUUUAUUGCAUUUGAUCUGAUAGUUUCCUUUUC